This is a messenger RNA of Mercurialis annua (annual mercury), 1925 nucleotides long. Its product is annotated as low affinity inorganic phosphate transporter 1-like. NCBI's taxonomy places the organism in Eukaryota, Viridiplantae, Streptophyta, Magnoliopsida, Malpighiales, Euphorbiaceae. Gene Ontology annotation, molecular function: phosphate transmembrane transporter activity. The coding region runs from base 216 to 1802 and encodes 528 amino acids. Gene Ontology annotation, biological process: transmembrane transport; phosphate ion transport. The transcript has a single exon. The record is from RefSeq and is a predicted model, not a curated record. Gene Ontology annotation, cellular component: membrane.
AAAGUAAUAAAAAGUUAUAAAGUGACGUAGUUCAAAGAAUUUGGAUUUUAAUAAAACUUAAACGAUGAUAUCCAUUUUAGAUAGGGAACCGAUUAUAGUUUUAGCUAGAAAUUAAACCUACUACUCCUAGGAUUAGGAGUGUGCUGCUUCUCUAUAAAAACACUUCUAUACCAUAAAAAAAAAAAAGCUUAAUCAAGUUUUGAGAAAAAAAAAUAAUGGCAGCUUCACAGUCAGAGAUUCUGAACAAACUUGACGAUGCUAAAACUCAGCUGUACCACUUGAAAGCGGUAAUUAUUUCAGGAAUGGGGUUCUUUACAGAUGCGUAUGAUCUGUUCUGUAUUUCAUUGGUUACUAAAUUGUUGGGCCGCAUUUAUUUCCACGAGGAAGGAUCUUCGAAGCCAGGUAGUUUGCCUCCGAAUAUUGCUUGUGCUGUUAAUGGUGUAGCACUCUGCGGAACUCUUGCGGGACAGCUUUUCUUUGGAUGGCUCGGCGACAAGUUAGGGCGCAAGCGUGUCUACGGCAUUACUCUCAUACUUAUGGUGGUCUGUUCUAUCUGUUCUGGCCUGUCUUUUGGGAGUUCUCCCCAGGCUGUGAUGGGUACUUUGUGUUUCUUCAGGUUUUGGCUCGGUUUCGGUAUUGGAGGUGACUACCCACUUUCUGCAACAAUCAUGGCUGAAUACUCUAACAAAAAGACUCGCGGAGCGUUUAUUGCUGCUGUUUUCGCUAUGCAAGGGUUUGGAAUUCUUUCCGGUGGUAUGGUGGCUAUGAUCACUUCGGCGAUUUUUCGCGCUGUGCAUAAGGCGCCGGCUUAUUCUGUCGAUCCUGUUGGUUCCACUGUGCCACAGGCUGAUUAUGUUUGGCGGAUAAUUCUGAUGCUUGGUGCACUUCCUGCUAUUCUGACAUACUACUGGCGCCUGAAGAUGCCUGAAACCCCUCGUUACACUGCUUUAGUCGCCAACAAUGCAGCGAAAGCUCAUCAGGACAUGUUGAAAGUAAUGGAUAUUGAAAUGCAACCUGACAAGGAAACAACCUUAUCAGAGAAUACUAAUACAGUUCCUGACAGAAGCAACAGUUUCGGUCUAUUCUCUAAGAAAUUUCUCUCCCGGCAUGGAUUACACCUACUCGGAACAGCAAGCACUUGGCUGUUGAUUGACAUUGCAUACUACAGUCAGAAUUUAUUUCAGAAGGAUAUUUUCAGCGCAGUCGGUUGGCUUCCACCAGCGAAAUCAAUGAGUGCACUUGAUGAGCUUUUCAAGAUUGCCAAAGCGCAAUUCCUUAUCGCACUCUGCGGUACAGUUCCGGGCUACUGGGUGACCGUCGCCUUAAUCGACGUUAUUGGUCGAUUCACAAUUCAGUUGAUAGGAUUCUUCUUCAUGACCGUCUUCAUGUUUGCUUUAGCUCUUCCAUAUCACCACUGGACUCUAAGUGGAAAUCACAUAGGUUUUGUAGUUAUGUAUGCACUGACAUUCUUUUUCGCAAAUUUCGGGCCUAACAGCACAACUUUUAUAGUACCAGCAGAGAUUUUUCCUGCCAGGUUUCGAUCAACAUGCCAUGGAAUAUCAGCAGCUGCAGGGAAAGCGGGAGCAAUCAUCGGAGCGUUCGGAUUCUUAUAUGCUUCUCAGAAUCAGGACCCGUCCAAGACUGAUGCAGGGUACCCUACCGGAAUCGGAAUGAAAAAUUCACUGAUAGUUCUUGGUUGCAUUAAUAUUUUAGGUUUCUUUUUCACAUUUUUAGUUCCUGAGCCUAAAGGAAGAUCAUUAGAGGAGAUCUCAGGAGAAGAUCAAGUUGAAGCUACCUGCUAAAUAGUAGUGUUUUUUUUAUUUUUAUUUGGAUUAGAUAGAUUUUCCUUUUGAUUGAAUUUUUGUUUAAGCGCAUAUUUUUUAAUCAUUUUUGAGUUAGUUAAUGAGUUUGCAAUGAUUAAGACU